CCUCUAAAAACAAAAACAGACGGGCUCAGCUGGUAGGCCGAAGCCCAUUACAACAGGCUGAAGUAACAUCAGCUGACAGAGUUGCCACAGAGGGACACCACGGACAGGCAGCAAACCUUGUAAAAGAAGAAAGAUAAAGGAGUUUUAUGGGAAUGGAUGACUGAAUGGAAUCUUGCCCCCAAGAGAUCCAUGGACAAGAAAGCCGAGGCAGAAUUCCUCAGGAAAGAAAACUGCUGAAGCUGUCUGGGUUAGGAGGCAUUUAAAAACCACAGUAAGUGGGAGGAGAAGUUCAUGCUGAAGUGGGAGUGUGUGGAUUUGUUUGCGUUUUUGACAAAGUUUAGACUUCAAACUGAGCCGAACAAAGUUGAAUUAUGGACAAUGAAUAUGCAGUUCUGUCCGAAGACUGCUGUUCAGACACUUGCAAAGUUACAGUCACUGACGGGCGUGAGUGUUUCAUCUGUCGGGAUGGGGAGGCUUCUGAACCCCUCAGGACCUUCUGUGACUGUAAGACUCUUCAGGCCCAUCACAGCUGCCUGCUCACCUGGGUUAGCAAGGGUGUUGGCAGUGAGGAUCAAUUAAGGUGCAGUGUUUGCAGAGCAGAGUACCAGCUGCAGAAGAGGGCCGUGUGGAGAGCCGUGGCGUUGCAGUGGCAGACCUGGCCCAUCCUGCUAUCAGCCGUAGCGUUGCUCGCCCUGGUGCCCUACUCCGUCUACCGCCUGCUGACCACUUUCCCGGACCCCACCCCUCACACGGUCUUCAGGGCAGCCUCCAUCUGCUUCGGCCUGCUCUCCUUCAUCCUCCUCAUCAAGUGUGUGGCUAGUUGCCUGGGCCAGCGUUACCAGCAGGCUCAGCGCUCGGCAUUCAGACUGCUGCCGCGGCCACUGGACGGGGAAGAGGGGGAGCAAGAGAAGAAAAAGAGUGACGCUGCCUGCUCAGCUCCUUGGUGGAGCGGCGUGACAACUGGCGUGGCUCAAGGCUCCCGCACACCAGAGGGCAAACUGGAGGAGGCCCGAGCCAAAGGCCCCGGCUAAGGCCUGAAGCUGUGAGAAGGCAUCGGGAGGGGGGGGGGGGGCAAGUAGAGGUGGCAGGAGAAGUCCAGUGCCAUCGUGGUGGCCACCUCAGAUGAAGAGGAAAUAGCCCAGCAGCAACGCAGUAUGGGGGGUGCGAGUGGGAGGGGUGUGGGGUGCGAGAAAAACAGAUUGAGUCUCAGUGACUCAUUUAGCUUCUGGAUCACACAGACCCAUACUCCUGCUGGCCAUUCUGGCCAUGUGUCAGUGGAACAGACAUGUUGAAAAGAGGGGUGGGGGGGUUGGGUAGUGUGUGUGUGUUGUGGUGUGGGUGUGUGUGUGUGUGUGGUGGAGGGGGGGGUAGGUCAGGGCUUGAAGGUUAAGGGGUAAUAAGGGGUAACACAUGAUGUACCUUUUGAUAAAUUGACCUCUUGUUUUGACAAGUGUUUCCAUGGUGUACACACAAUGCUCAAAUAUUCACCCAAGUUAUAGUCAGUAGUCAAGUUCAAAUGGAAUGCCGGCCAUAAUCAAAGCACACAGUUUGGCCCGAAUCCACUCCACUCCACUAAACUUUUUAUAUUUUCUACUUUUAUAUGCUGAUAUAAUAUGUAAAAUGUAUGUGAUUUUUUUGGUUUGUUUAAUGCAUACAUGUAAUCCAAAGACUUCGUAUUAUGCACUUGUCACUUUUUAUGGAUAGAUCUUGGAUGUAACAUUUCUCUUUGCACAGUAUGUUUUCUGGACUAUAACCGGGUUUCUCUUGCAAUAAGGUUUAUAGUUAUGGAUAUAGGAAUACACUGAUGAAGAGGAGAUAGUAAUUUUGUUUAUAGUAUGUUUACCAUGUGCUGGUCACCACAGAAUUAACUUCAUGUGUCAUUUAUUGCUCCCCAUAGAUAGAAGGGCCCAGGUUCAUAGUUAGGUUUGCAACCAGCAACCCAGCAAGUCCCUUUUCCCCGUAGGGACUUCACAGAAGAGCAGUGAAGUCUGAGCUCACCAGCCCUUAAAUGAGAGCUGCUUAAUUAGCCUGCAUGCUGUUGUUCAGAGCAGCCUGUCCUUACCUGUACAAUUACCCAUUGAAGCCAAAAGGUCGCCAGGCACUCUGCCUGUAUAUCAGCACUGAUGAGGCGGGGGGAACAACUGGAUUAAGAGUUCAAGACAGCGUCGACGUUGAGCUUUGCACAGUGUUGUGAUCCUGUGAAGAUAAUACAUUUGUGCCUGUAUUUAUGACCUGGAGCUUCCCUGAGCUCUGAGUUCAGCCAUUUGCACUGGGUGCAAUUCAACUCCAGUUCAUCCUCUAGAGGUCAACUGCAUCCUGUGUUAAGAAAACGUGCAAGUUUGACUAGUUCACUCUAGUUCACUGGCUAUGGCUUGAUAAACAGAAGACAAUUUGGUCGCUUCAUCUUUCUCUGGAUACUGUUUUGACACAAUACAGAGGUAAACAGGCUAUUGUUUAAAAGACACUCAUUAUACUCGUUAGGGCUUUUUGAAAUGCUAGUAUUUCACUACAACGAGACAAACGUUUGUUGAGGUGGAAGUUCACAAUCCUUCAGUAUGAUGCCAACCCAACUCCAUUUUGAGGUAAUACUAAGAGAGUGCACACUCAAGCUUGUUCCUAGUCUUCGAGGCAUUAGUGACUUCUUUCUUGUAUUCUCGCUAAUUGAAAAGCCUGGAAGGAGAGGUGAUGGCCAACAGCACAACAGUUGUGUUUCCAUUUCGAAAUCAAGCCCUGCUAGGUUGUUAGCGAGAGAGAGAGAGAGAGGGGUGUUUGAAUGGUGAGGUGACUAAUACAAGAGAAGGCCAUUAAAAUGGAGUGGAAUGCACCCUGAAUUAAGUUUGCAAAUGAAAAGCCUGAUGGAAGGAAAUGGAGGUAACAGGUGAAAGAGUCUCCACUCUCAGCGAGGCGCGGCCUCUGAAAGCAUCCCCGCUGUCUGUGUGCGAUGAAAGGAACAAUAAAAGCCCUGAUUUUCUCUCUUAAUCCUCCUGUGACAAGCACUUCUCUGCCUCUCUCUCUCUCUCUCUCAUUCUUUCUUUCCUCCUUUCCGUUUCUCCUUCCCUCGUCUGAAGGCGGUUUACUGUUGGUGCCUGUGUUCUUCUCUCCGCACCGCGCUCCUCGUGUUUGUCUCUGACAGCCAGCUCUGUUUACGCCUCUCAGUUCUCCCACUUAGAUGAGAACUCGCUGCCUUGCUGUUGUUGUCAUGUGUGCUCCAUAACCGCGUUUCCCUCCAUGUAAAACCACGUGGGAACACAAGCCAAAUCUCAGAGCCACACGGUUUCCCUUACAGAGAUGAGAGAGAGAUGAUUUACUUAUCAAAUAAGUAAGACCCUCACAUAGCUAAAGUUGAAAUGCCACAGCAAAACAUCAUUAUCAUGGGCCUCAGCAACAGCAGCAGUGGGGAGACAGGCCCCAGUGUGCCUAAGCUAGUGCCAGAGUGUGUGUGUGUGUGUGUGUGUGUGUGUGUGUGUGUGUGUGUGUGUGUGUGUGUGUGUGUGUGUGAGAGAGAGAGAGUGUGGGAGGGGGGCUUAGCUCACGCACACAGGGCCAGAUGGGCAUGUUCAUGAGUGUGUGAGCGUGGAUUACUCCUCCUGCUGCAGCUGCGGCUCCACAUGGCACAGCCAGACUGCGGGAAGCAGACACUGGGCACAUGGAC
Molecule: messenger RNA, 3652 nt
Organism: Clupea harengus (Atlantic herring)
Lineage: Eukaryota; Metazoa; Chordata; Actinopteri; Clupeiformes; Clupeidae
Molecular function (GO): zinc ion binding
Source: RefSeq, a predicted model, not a curated record